UGCGCAUGCGGGUCUGGCUCUGGGAAGGUUGGAGGGAGACACAGGUAUGGGGCUUGGGGGAGCUCUCAGCUGGUCUCCUGUGAAUUAGUCUCCCUUCCCCUGACCUCCCUGCGUCCUCUACUUGUCCCUUCUCAUCUCCUACCUGCUGUCCUUGCUUGCACCUCUCUCAAUGGCCACACUUCAACAGCAUCUAGUUAUAAAGUGCCUUGGGAGACUUUGAAAGCUGCUCCCCACAGGCAGCUACAUGUCCAGAAUGAUGACAACUGACAUGGUUGACAACCACCGAGAGAGCUGGGAUUCUCUUAUCUGUGCCAUGGAGAAGUACCGUAAGCAAACCGGCAAUGAUGUUGUCCUCCUCACAGCUUACCGGCCCAAGCUGCAGUCAAACCUUGCCUAUGCAGUCCACGGCACAGGGGCCCUCUCGGAUGCCACAAAGCAGUACUUAGAUGACAUUGCAGUUUUCCACAAGACCUCUGCUUACACCAACAGCGUGAUCCCAGUGCCCAACAGUGAGAAAGCUGCAGGGCAGGACGCACAUGCCUCUGAGGAUGCCUUCUCCAAGAGCUAUCCGUCCAUUUAUGGCAAGAGUGGUUUUACGACUGGCAAUCAGGGUCUGGUCAGUCCAGGACCAGUGACCACACAUGGCCCGGAGGCAGCAGAAACAGAGGAGAGGACGGCUUCUGUAUCAGAGAGAGAAGUGGACCGAUGUAGCUUAAACGAUACUUCAGCAAUGUUCACAAUGGAUGAGGAAUCAACCAGUCAGGACUGUGAGCCCUUCUUUGAAUCUGACCUUGAUGGAGAAAGCACAGAUGAUGGCAGUCUGAGUGAGGAACUUCCUGUUCGUUCGCAAACGUUGCCACAAGCAAGGCAUCACCAGUAUGCCAAAUCCCUGCCUGUGUCUGUUCCCAUAUGGGGAUUCAAAGAUCUGAAGCCAAAGAAGCUUGCUGAUGGGGACAAUGAAGAAAGGUUGCCUUCCCCAGAUUUGGACAAGAUUGCUGCUAGCAUGAGGGCCUUGGCCAUGAGUGUGACAGACGGCACUGAAAUGUUUGGUGACUUGCCUCGUCCCCGACUCAACACCGGUGACUUUCAGAAGCCCUAUCGGAAGUACUAAAGCACUUUUCGCCGCUGCGACUUAUUCUACCCUUCCCUCCCCUUCCUUUCUCCCUCUGUUCUGCACCCUACCAUGUCAAGCACAACACUACAGGAACCCUUCCUGCAAGAAAAGUCGUUUACUGGCCCAGGGCCAUCCCAUGGGCCAGCUGCUUCAUGUAGCAUUAAGGUUACGUAUAACAAAAGACUGGCUCAGAAGUUGAUUCAGUAACUUUUCAAAAAUGAAGAAAGCGAGAAACUUUAUAGUAUAUUUUUCUGGCAAAACAUUGUGUGUAGCAGAGUGCCCAAGAAUCCACUUUUAAUGUUCCAAUUUGUCCUUGUGUCGUUCUCCUCCUUCCAGCAUGCUUUGGUUUUUUUUAAAACAAGCUAACUGAGCCCUUUCAUUAUAUUCAGACAACAACAUGGUUCACAACGGAAGCCCCAACAGCAUGGCAUUUUUAAUCUGUGUGUCUCUCUC
Messenger RNA from Rhincodon typus (whale shark), 1567 nucleotides. It is a transcript of the gene akt1s1, whose product is annotated as AKT1 substrate 1 (proline-rich). Bases 245 to 1111 code for a protein of 288 amino acids. The record is from RefSeq and is a predicted model, not a curated record. NCBI's taxonomy places the organism in Eukaryota, Metazoa, Chordata, Chondrichthyes, Orectolobiformes, Rhincodontidae. Gene Ontology annotation, cellular component: cytoplasm. The transcript has 6 exons. Gene Ontology annotation, biological process: neurotrophin TRK receptor signaling pathway; negative regulation of protein kinase activity; negative regulation of TOR signaling.